Molecule: messenger RNA, 1769 nt
Organism: Frankliniella occidentalis (western flower thrips)
Lineage: Eukaryota; Metazoa; Arthropoda; Insecta; Thysanoptera; Thripidae
Product: sugar transporter SWEET1
Exons: 7
Coding region: 309-959 (216 amino acids)
Biological process (GO): carbohydrate transport
Cellular component (GO): membrane
Molecular function (GO): sugar transmembrane transporter activity
Source: RefSeq, a predicted model, not a curated record
GGGUCGGUUGUCGUCGUCUGCUUGCCGAUGAAGGAAGAGUCUGACAUGAUGAUCUCAACAGACUAGCCAGGAAACUUAGAAUCAUUUUCAAGGUCGAAUCUAUGAUCUUUCUCUGAGCUACACCAGUCCUUUUGAACGUAUUUCUAUUCAUUAUACCGCAGGCACGUCCGGUUCUUACUGACAAGCAUAGUCUGACAAGUUGUGCAAGACACAAGAACUUUGGACACAGUUUAUCAGAAGAUCUUUACCUUGCAAAAGUCUUUGCAUUGCAUCAUUACGUUUCAGCAGGUUUCAGAAAAUCUUUAAUCAUGCCACUCGAAGAUUACAAAGGUAUUGUUGGAGCUGCUGCAAGUGUUGUGACUAUCGCUCAAAUUUUUUCUGGAGUAUUUGUGUGUAAAGAUAUAGUAAGGAAGGGAAACACCAAAAAUGUUCAAUCUGCCCCAUUUAUUGGUGGCAUUGGAUUAUCUGUUUUGUUCUUCAAGUAUGCUGAUUUGAUCAAUGAUCCCGGAAUGUACCCUGUGAAUAUUGUUGGCGCGGUUCUGAACAUUGCAUAUCUAUCCUGCUUUUACAUCUACACAAAUGAAAAGACUGAUGUCAUCAAAGGAAUCUUGAAAGCCAGUGUAUUCUUUGGGUCAAUUCUUUUGUAUAUUAAUCUUGAAAACCCAGAAUUAGUGUUAUUUAGAUUUGGGAUCAUUACAACAGUUUUAAUGCUUCUCCUCGUUGCAUCACCUUUAGCUCAAUUGGGCGAAGUGAUCCGCACUGAGAGCACAGAAUGCUUACCUUUCCCGAUGAUAUUAAUGGGCACAAUUUCAGCUUUCUGUUGGCUGUUGUAUGGUAUCAUUCUCAGUGAUGCUUUCAUUCAGAUUCAGAACCUUGUUGCUUUUUUGUUGUCAGUAGCACAACUCUCUCUCUUUGUAAUUUAUCCAAGCAAACCCGUUUCUGAAAAGAAGAAGAAUUGAGUAGAAAGUUGGAACUACUUAGGUUGGUUGCAACUUGGCAUGAAUUGGAAAGUAUAUCAACCCCUAAAUGUAGAUUGAUAGAGGCUGUUUUUUUGUGAAUACUAUGGAUAUCUAGCAUCGUCGGCUUGCUCAAACUAAGUACAAAAAGUUUAUGAAUGACUCGUGCGAAAUUAUUCAAGUGGUUCUCACUUUCUAUUUUCUAAUACAUUAUAGAUUGUCAUCCUCUAAGUGCAUGUAUGAAGACAAAACUGUGAUAUAAAAAUGUACCUCCCCGACCCUAGUGUGUGUAUGACUAAGGAAAUUCAAAAUAUUGAUUGAAUCAAAUUAUUGAACAAAAUUGAAACCUCAAAGCCUGUUUUUCUGAAGUCAGUAUGAGAACCGCCUAUACUACUGAUUUUUGUUUUUAAUUUAGGCUACAACCUGUAACCUUUCUAAUUCAAUAGUAUUGCAUGUAUUCUAUGACUAGGUUAACAAACUGUAAGAAAAGAAGAACUCUGUGAAAAUACUGCUAACAGUAUUAUAAUUUUUACCAGCAUGUUUUUUUUAACAGUAUGUACAUCCAAUUUUUUCCUACAAUCAUUCCCAAUGUGUGGAUGUUUUUUAUGUGUGAAUAUUUUUGUAAGCAAGAACAACACUUUUUAAAUUGGUACUUGUUGAUAGAAAAUUGUUUUAAAUGACAUUGAAUUUGUAAGAUUGUGCUAUCAAGGAUUAUUCUUGAUUUCAGUGUCUCAUCUACCACCUACGAAGAUCAAAGAAAGUGUCUAUCAUCUUUCCUUCUAGAUAAUAAAUGAAUACCUUCCAAGGAUAAAA